Parathielavia appendiculata is the source of this 974-nucleotide messenger RNA. RefSeq lists its product as uncharacterized. The record is from RefSeq and is a predicted model, not a curated record. NCBI's taxonomy places the organism in Eukaryota, Fungi, Ascomycota, Sordariomycetes, Sordariales, Chaetomiaceae. Bases 45 to 734 code for a protein of 229 amino acids. Gene Ontology annotation, molecular function: peroxiredoxin activity. The transcript has 4 exons.
GGUGAAGUCGUGUCCAAUUCAACACACUCUUCUCACUGCCACUGAUGCUUCCCUCCCUGCGUAGGACUCGGCCAUCCGCAGCAGAGUUCGUCCUCGAAACAGCGCACAGUACCGACCCCGCAUCAACAACAGACUCGCAAAAGAAAAUGCGCCUUCCCUACGUCGCCAACCCCCCACCGACGUCCUCCUCAGAAGAAGAAGCCAUCGUGCAGCGCAUCCAAGCCCGGCGCUCCCCGCGGCCCCUGCAGCCGCUCGACCUGACUCUGCUGCACUCGCCCCCCGUUGCUGAUGGGUGGAAUGCCUUCCUCGGCGCCGUGCGCACGCGGACGAGCUUGCCGGCGGACUUGAGAGAGAUUGCGAUAUCGCGGGUCGCGGUGGUGAACCGCGCGUGGUAUGAGUGGGCCCAUCACGCGCCGCUGGCGGAGCAGGCUGGCGUGAGCAAGGAGGGGAUGGAGGGGGUUGUUAGACGAGAGGGGGGGCUCGUGCUGGGAGAGGAGAGGGCGCCGCCGGCGGGGCUGACGGAGGAGCAGUGGGCUGUGGUUUGCUAUACGGAUGAGAUGACGCGGAAUGUGCAGGUGAGGGAUGGGACGUUUGCUAGGUUGAGGGAGCUGUUUACGGAGAGGGAGAUGGUGGAGAUCACGGCAACGAUUGCUUGCUACAACUGUGUGAGCCGCUUCUUGGUGGCGUUGGAUGUUGGUGAGAGGAACGGGCUCGGGCCUGAUGCCGCGCAUUAGGAUAAUCAGGAUCGUCUCUUUUACGAUUCUUCUCGGACCAAACAUUAGAUUAUGGCGGCUUUAUGGCUGGUUAGGAUACAGAGGAAUUUAUCAGGAAGAUGGCGUGGAGAGAAUUUGUACAGACAACACGGAAAAUGGGUAGGGAUGAAAUUCAGUAGAACAUAUGGAACAGAGACGUGAGGCAAGCCACGCAGGUAAAAGAAUUAUUGUGACUGGCGAAAAGGGGUAAAAAGGGGGUAU